This is a messenger RNA of Paramisgurnus dabryanus, 6094 nucleotides long. NCBI's taxonomy places the organism in Eukaryota, Metazoa, Chordata, Actinopteri, Cypriniformes, Cobitidae. The record is from RefSeq and is a predicted model, not a curated record.
UGCAAGCAGAAGAAAAGCGGCGAGAGGCGGAGUUUGAGGCUGAGCAAAAAAGAAUAGAGGUUGCGAUAAAGGCUAGAAAGGAGAUGCAUGCAAUGCAGACUGCUCUUGCUGAGUCAGAUGCAAAAAUGGAAGUUUUGCAAAAAUAUGAAUGCACACAAGCAUCCGAGAGCAGUAUAGAAGCUAAAGAACGGAUCGCUGAAACAGAGGUGAACAGCACCUACCAACCACCAGUACAGCACACACGGCCUACGUCCAACUUCGAAACCAAUGUUCAGUUAGCAAAGCCGGAAAUAGCCCUGCCUGCAUCAAAAAUGGACCUCAAUGAUGGACCUGUGCUUGAUAGUUUAUGUAAGGCUCUCUCACAGCAAGUUGACGUCACUGAGUACCUUGUGAAGAAUCACAAGGCCACAUUACUCCCUGAACUCACCAUUCCAACAUUCAAGGGUGAUCCACUUGAGUAUAAAUCCUUUAUCAGAUCUAUUGAACAUGGAGUUGAAGGUCGCACUGGUGACAGUCGUGAUCGCCUACAGUUUUUGUUGCAGUACACAAGUGGACAACCACAUGACUUGGUAAAAAGCUGCAUUCACAUGGAACCCUCAGCAGGUUAUGCUAAAGCGAAAGAAUUGCUGAAGGAGUUUUUUGGUGAUGACUACAAGAUAGCAGAAGCCUACAUAAAGGAGGCUUUGAAUUGGCAGACAAUCAAAUCAGAAGAUGGCGCUGCACUUCAGUCUUUUGCAUUGUUCCUCACAGGCUGCUGCAACACAAUGACUGAUAUAAGCUACAUGGAAGACUUGGACAAUACCGCUAACAUAAAGGCACUGGCUAACAAGUUGCCAUAUAAACUAAAAGAAGCAUGGAGAAAGUCUGCAUGUGACCUACAAGAAAAAACAAGAAAUAGAGUGAAGUUCAAGGAUUUUGUCGGAUUUGUCAACAAGCAAGUUAGAUAUAUCUUACACCCACUCUAUGGGAACAUACAAGAAACCACCACCAGGCCAAAACACACAGUACAGCAGAGAGCAAACCUACAAUAUGCAGAGCCACUCAAACCAAAGAAAGUAUUUACAGCAGCUAUUGUCUCAUCCCAGACUGAAAACAAAUUCAAAAUUGAAAAUGACAAACAACUAACACCAAAAACACAAAAUGUCUCAGUGGACGCAAACAGCAAGCCUUGUGUUUAUUGCAAGGGAGAGCAACACAGUCUCACAGUCUGCAGAAAACUCAAGAACAAGCCGCAUAAAGAAAAGAUUGAUUUCCUGCGAAGCAAGGGUCUGUGUUUUGCAUGUUUGAAACAUGGUCAUAUGAGUAACAGCUGUAAAGAGAAAACUCAAUGCCAAGAAUGCUCUCGACUUCAUCCCACACUGCUGCACAUGAACACUAAAGGCUUGCGAGAAGAAACAGCAAGCGAGCGUUGUGAACAGCAAUCUGUUUCAAGUGCCCUUGUACACAUGAAAGAAACUUUUACUGUCAUCGGGGCCGGUAAGGAAAACUGUGCUCUUGCUAUCAUUCCAGUGUGUGUCAAAGCACAAAAGGGAACCAAAACGGUGACAACGUAUGCAUUUUUGGAUCCAGGUAGCUCUGCUACUUUCGCUACGGAGUCAUUAAUAAACCAACUGAGUAUGAACGGACGCAAUACAAGCAUCUUGUUGCAAACAAUGGGGAAUGAAUCUAUUGUUAACACUUGCAUUGUGAAUGGAAUGGAAAUCAGUAGCUUGGAUGGUAACCACUUUAUUGAGCUCUCAGAGGUAUUUUCACAGAAAAACAUCCCUGUAACCAAAGACAAUAUUCCCCGUCAAGAGGAUGUUGACAGUUGGCCUCAUCUAAAGCAGGUAAAACUUCCCACAAUCCAAGCAGAGGUUGGAUUACUCAUAGGAGCAAAUGUUCCCAAGGCGAUGGAGCCACUGCAGGUGAUAAGCAGCGUGGAUGACGGCCCAUAUGCCGUAAGAACAAUUUUAGGCUGGACAGUAAAUGGGCCACUCAGAGGUGGAAACGAGAUGAGGGAGACAAACACAUUGACAGGAGUCACCACCAAUCGCAUCUCAGUAGCCAAGCUAGAAGAGCUCUGGCAACUGCAGUUCAAGCAGGACUUUCCUGACGCUGGACAAAGCGAAGACCUUGAAAUGUCCAAAGAUGAUUACCAGUUUAUGGACAUGGUGUCUCAGUCCUCAAAACUUGUGGAUGGUCAUUACAGUGUUUGCCUGCCGGUAAAGAACAAGUCAUUCUGCAUGCCAAACAACAGAUCAGUCGCAGAGCAACGUGCGCUGAAUCUACGGAAAAGAUUCUCCAGAGAUGUCAAUUUUCAUGCAGAAUACGUUGCAUUUAUGGACGACAUCCUCAAAAAGGGCUACGCAGUAAAGCUGGAUAACAUUGAACAUCAACCGACUGAGGGACGAACAUGGUAUCUGCCUCAUCACGGAGUUAGACAUCCAGUUAAACAAAAGCUGCGUGUUGUUUUUGAUUGUGGAGCCGGCUUUCAAGGAACAUCGCUGAACCAGCAGCUCCUGCAGGGACCGGACCUAACAAGCUCCCUGGUGGGGGUCCUCUUAAGGUUCCGACAAGAGACAGUUGCAGUCAUGGCUGAUGUAGAGGCUAUGUUCCACCAGGUCAGAGUCAGCAAUGAAGACACUGAUUUCCUCAGGUUUCUUUGGUGGCCCAAUGGGAACUACGAGCAGGCGCUUGUCGAACACAAAAUGUUGGUCCACAUUUUCGGCGCGACGUCUUCCCCAAGUAUUGCAACCUUUGCACUACAGAAAUGUGCAAUAGAUUUUGAGGAUGAAUUUGGUCAAGAAGCUGCCAAAACAGUGAAGAAAAAUUUUUAUGUAGACGAUUGUCUUAAGUCAGUUACAGAUGAAGACACGGCAAUAACACUUUGCACUGACUUGAGGAGCAUGUUGUCAAAAGGUGGAUUUCGACUAACAAAAUGGUCAAGUAACAGUCGAAGGGUGCUCAGCUCCAUUCCUGAAGAGGAAAAGGCCCAGGGUUUUCAGGAUUUGGAUUUGGAUGCAGAUAACUUGCCUAUGGAGAGAGCACUGGGAAUCCAGUGGUGUACAGAAACGGAUCAGUUCAAGUUCAAAAUCAACCUCAAUGUACGACCACACACUAGGAGGGGCCUGCUUUCCCUUGUCUGUUCCAUCUUUGAUCCAUUGGGUUUUCUUGCUCCAGUGGUAUUGCCUGCCAAAAGAAUCUUGCAAGACUUAUGCCGGCAGAAGUAUAGCUGGGAUGAAGAACUGCCUGAUAAUGUCAUCAAGAGUUGGAAAAAGUGGAUGUUUGAUUUGCAACAGCUUGAGACCUUUGGAGUUGACAGAUGUGUUAAGCCAAAGCAGUUCGGUGCGCCAGUCUUUGCACAGUUACAUCAUUUCGCUGAUGCUAGUGAAGACGCAUACGGAACAACAAGCUACCUACUGCUACGCACUGCAAGUGGUGAAGCUCAAUCCACCUUGAUUAUGGCAAAGGCAAGAGUUGCGCCUUUAAAGUCCCCAACCAUACCAAGAAUGGAAUUAACUGCAGCCACAGUUGCCAUCAAGAUGGACAAGCUUCUGAAGAAAGAGUUGGAGCUGGAACUUAGUGAAUCAAUUUUUUGGACAGAUAGCACGGCUGUGCUGAAGUAUCUGAACAGCGAAGGUACAAGAUUUAAGACUUUCGUUGCCAAUAGGAUCACAACAAUCCUGGAGCACUCUCAGACUUCACAGUGGAGAUAUGUGAAUACCAAUCUGAAUCCUGCUGAUCACGUCUCGAGAGGACAGACUGUUGAAGCGUUCUUGAAAAGUGAAAGCUGGAUUUCAGGACCAAGUUUCCUGCUUUGUGCACAAGACCAGUGGCCCAGAAAUCCAGAUCCUGGAAUGCUAGACAUUGAUGACUCUGAGGUUAAAAGGGUAGUUCAAGCACAUGUUAUUCAGACGCAAGAGCUCAAAGAUGCUACGGAACAGCUGAUGACAUACUACUCAUCUUGGACAAAACUAAAACGCGCUGUGGCUUGGUUUCUGAAAUUUAAAGAUCUGCUUAAGGAACUGAAAGAAAAGAGAAAGGAACUAAACUCACACGGAGAAAGCAGAAUUAAUCAGUUCAAGAAAGCUUUCAAAGGAACACACCUAACCUGUGAAGAUUUGAUUGUAGCAGAAAGAGAAAUUGUGAAAUACUGUCAAAAACAAAGCUUCACAGAAGACUUGAGUAUGCUAAAGGAACAUCAAAGGGUAAAGAAAAGUAGUUCACUUUACAAGCUGAACCCUGUACUUCAAAACGGAGUCAUCAGAGUUGGUGGAAGGAUGAGCCGCGCAGCAAUGCCAGAGGAUUCCAAGCAGCAAGCCAUCUUGCCGAAAGAUUCACACAUCACGAUGCUUGUGCUGAGGCACAUUCAUGAUGUUACAGCCCAUGCCGGGAGAAAUCAUAUGUUGGCACAGCUGCGUCAAAGAUUCUGGGUCCCUGGAGCAAACGGCGCUAUUAGAAAGUUUUUGUCCAGGUGCAUCAGCUGUAAGAAGCUACACGGAACUGCCGGUAAGCAAAUCAUGGCUGAUCUACCAAGAUGCAGAGUCUUGCCCGACAGUCCUCCAUUCACAAGAGUCGGUGUUGACUAUUUUGGUCCAUUUUUAGUGAAAAGAGGAAGAGGGCAAAUAAAGAGAUAUGGUGUUAUCUUUACAUGUCUUGCCAUACGAGCGGUACAUCUAGAAGUCGCAUCUUCACUUGACACUGAUGCUUGCCUCAAUGCAAUUAGAAGAUUUCUUGCAAGAAGAGGACAAGUCAAAGAGAUGUACUCUGAUAAUGGAACCAAUUUCAAGUCGGCUGACAGUGAGUUGAAAAAAUCAAUAAAAGAAUGGAACACCAGCAAGAUAGCAAAGAACUUGCAAGAGAAGGGAGUUCAGUGGCACUUUAAUCCGCCAGCAGGUUCUCACCACGGAGGAAGCUGGGAGCGGCUGAUCCGCUCAGUGAGAAAAAUUCUGAAUAUCACAGUGAAGGAACAACUUUUGGAUGAAGAAGGUCUCCAUACCUUGCUGUGUGAAGCUGAGGCCAUCAUAAACAGCAGGCCAAUCACCCAAGCAUCUCCAGAUCUCAAUGAUUUAGAGGCCUUAACGCCCAACCACCUGUUGUUACUCAAGGUCAAGCCCGAGUUACCCCCAGGAGUGUUCAGCAAGGAUGAUCAGUACGCUAACCGCAGAUGGAGGCAAGUCCAGUACCUCGCGGAUGUCUUCUGGAAACGCUGGUGCAAAGAAUAUCUGAUGCAGCUCCAAGAACGGCAACGAUGGUUCACUCCUGGAAGAAACUUCAGUGUUGGUGAUGUAGUAUUGAUUGUGGAUGAUACAUCACCCAGAAAUUCAUGGCUACUUGGAAGAAUUGUGGAGAUUUUUCCUGACAAGAAAGGCUUCGUUCGUCAAGUGAAAGUCAAGACUAAGAGCAAUGAGCUUUGUCGCCCUAUAACAAAGCUAUGUCUUCUUCAAGAAUCUGAGGACAAUGUAUAAGCUGUUCCAAAAAGAAGAAAACCCUUAUUUUGGACAGGGCGAAGUCCAAGAAGAUUUCUUUAGAUAGUUUGUUAAUUAGCAUGUAGGCUCCUUUAAUUUAAGUUUUGAGUAAUUGUUCCAAGGACACUGAUAACAAUUAGGGGCCGGUAAUGUAGGAGCCUAAAUGCAGUUAUUUGAUAAAUAAUUUUAAUUUAUGUGUUAAAUAGUAAUUUUCAUCAUUCUUUUAUGUGGAGGAAAUAGAAGGGCAUAUUUACAGUAUUUACAGUUUAAUGUAGUUAAUAUUUACAGUUAUGCAAUAAGUUAAUUGUGUAAUUAUCUAAAAUGUAUGUGGAUAAUUUAUAGUGCAUUUAUAUUAUUUGGGGAUAUUUUGAGAAUAAUAACUGUUAAUGCAUGUUUACCUUUGAAAUGCACAGAUCUUUGAUUACUUAUACUCUCGCGAGAGUGGUAAACGGAAGUUGUGACGUUUUUUACUAAAAAUAAGUCAGGCAAGCGGAUGGAGCCGCAUAGUUUUUUGACCUUUCUCUCUCUCUCUUUGAUCGUUAAAUAAUCACUUUUAUUUACUGUAAUAUUCCUGUGCUGAAGUUUUUUGUUGCAAGUAAAGGAUACAGUUUUUUAUACGAGUGGUAUUGUGGAUUAUUGGAUGUGGA